Plectropomus leopardus (leopard coralgrouper) is the source of this 663-nucleotide messenger RNA. RefSeq lists its product as uncharacterized. Lineage: Eukaryota; Metazoa; Chordata; Actinopteri; Perciformes; Serranidae. The record is from RefSeq and is a predicted model, not a curated record. Gene Ontology annotation, molecular function: carbohydrate binding.
AUGCCUUCUGCAAAAUUGACAAUCACUGUCUUCCUGGCUGCAAUUUGGUGUUGGACAGCUAAGGGAGAGUUCUACACUGAUGUGGCCUGUCCUGGUGUCAACAGCGAGCUGAAAUGCCCUGAAGGACAAGAGAUUACCGUAUUUUCAAUGGAGUAUGGCGCAAAGAGCUCUGUUGACUGUUCUGCCAGAGACCAACCUGCCAUGUACCCAAAAUGGAAAUGCAUCCACUGGUCCAUGUUAGGAUGGGUCCAGUCCAUCUGCGAUGGCAUGCAACGCUGCCGACUGCCAAAACCCCAUCCCGACAUGUUAACGUGCGAUCGCUCAGAAGAAAACUUCAUUCAAAUCAGCUACAUGUGUUACACAAAAAGUCCUGAUAGGCGCAAAGUUGUUUUUUGCGAAAAUCAAAGAGCAACCCUCAAGUGUGACAGAGGACGCCGACUUAUGAUUACAAGCACCAAAUUUGGCCGUUUUGACGAGAACACCUGCACCAAGGGGAGACCUUCAAAAAUGACCUUCUGUUCAAGUCCCGACAAUGGAUACAUUAAAAAAAGGUGCGAGGGCAUGGGAAGUUGCUCGUUUGUUCCCAAUGCUAGAACUCUUGGAAAACCUAGUUACUGUGAUCAUCUUCCCAAGUACGCUCUUGUGGAAUACCUUUGUCUGUGA